AUGGGUUGUAGACAUUCAUUAUCACCACCAAGUUCACCAAAGAAAACCGUUAAAAAUAAUGGACCAAUUGAAUUAAAAAAGAAAAUAUUUUUUCAACAUGCAGAAAAAUUUUCUCAUCAAAAAUUUAAUAGUAUUAAAACAUCGUUUUCUGUUAAAACAUUUUCAGCAUUAAAUAUUGAAGAAAUACUUGAUGGUCAUGGUAAAAAUUUACUAAAAAAAUUUGAAUUUACUUCAACUUGUCUUUUAUUUGAUGUAUCAUUAACACAUAUACUUUUACUUAAUAAUAGAGAACUUCAUUUAAUUAAUAUAAAUACAAUGAAUAUUGAAACAUAUACUUUACCAAGUGAUUAUAUGGAUAUUCAAGAUAUAGUUUGGUCAUCACAAUUAAAUGUUUUUCUUAUACUUACAACUGAUCAAUUGUAUGAAACCGAUGUUGAUCAAAUUAAAUUAAAAGCUAUUCAUCAAAUUCAGUUUAUUAAUGAAGGUUAUCGUAAAUCGUAUAUGGCUGUAAAUGGAAAUGAUUUAAUUAUAAAUCGUUCAUUUGGAUAUGAUCUCAAUCGUUAUUCACUUUCAAAUUUUGAUCGUAUUCAAUCACUUGAUGUAUAUAAAGAAAAUAAAAACAUAUGUGUAACUACAAUGCGAUUAAAUUCAAAUAAAAUCUUAGCUCUUUCAAUAUCAAUAAAUGAUAAACAAAUGAUUGAUUUAGUUAAUUUGAAAACAAAUGCAUUAAUUCAUCGAAUCAAAUUUGAUUUAAAUGAGAAUAUUUCAUAUCCAAUUGAUUUACAUUUUAAUGGAUUAUGGUUUGCUAAAACAUCUAUACCUUAUGUAAAUAUUGGCCAUUGUUUAAUAACAUCGGAUGGACAAAUAAUUCGUUUAAAACUUUUUUCCAAUCAAGAUAAUUUUAUACGUUCAUUACGAAUAAGUUAUGAUAAAAAAUGGUUAUUGAUUGGUAGACAAUAUGCAUUAGAACUUUAUUCAUUUAUAAAAUAG
This is a messenger RNA of Adineta steineri, 990 nucleotides long. The record is from the annotation of a GenBank genome assembly. NCBI's taxonomy places the organism in Eukaryota, Metazoa, Rotifera, Eurotatoria, Adinetida, Adinetidae.